Messenger RNA from Mangifera indica (mango), 1159 nucleotides. Its product is annotated as photosystem I reaction center subunit III, chloroplastic-like. The transcript is spliced from 2 exons. The record is from RefSeq and is a predicted model, not a curated record. Bases 232 to 897 code for a protein of 221 amino acids. Gene Ontology annotation, biological process: photosynthesis. Gene Ontology annotation, cellular component: photosystem I; chloroplast thylakoid membrane; photosystem I reaction center. Lineage: Eukaryota; Viridiplantae; Streptophyta; Magnoliopsida; Sapindales; Anacardiaceae.
AGAGAAAAUCUCUCACCCACAACCAAACACUCUCUCAUCCAAUCACCUCUUGCCACCUCAUCAUCUUCUUUCUUUCUCACCUUAUCCAUCCUCCCACCACUAAUCUCCCGUUCUCAGAAUCUAAUAACCUUCCCUCCACACAGUCCCUCUCAAUCUCUAAACCCGUAUCUUCUUCUUCGAAAUUCUCCCUUUGAAAUAACCCAGAAAUUAAUUUAAAAAAACCUCCAGAAAAUGUCUCUCACCAUUCCCACAAAUCUCUCCAAACCCUUGUUGAAACCGAGGCUUAAUUGUCAAAAAUGUUUAAAACCCAUGAUCUCAUGCUCUGCCGCUCCAACUCCUGAUCAGAAACCCUCUCCUCCGCCGCUUCAGGCCUUCUCUGCCGCGUUGGCGCUCUCCUCCAUCCUCCUUUCCGCCCCGCUCCCGGCUGUCGCUGACAUUUCCGGGCUUACCCCGUGCAAGGAGUCGAAACAGUUUGCGAAACGUGAGAAGCAACAGAUAAAGAAGCUUGAAUCCUCGUUGAAACUCUAUGCACCAGACAGUGCGCCAGCUUUGGCCAUCAAAGCGACGGUGGAGAAGACGAAGCGGAGAUUCGAUAACUACGGCAAACAGGGGUUGCUUUGCGGGUCGGAUGGUUUGCCCCAUUUGAUUGUGAGCGGCGAUCAGAGACACUGGGGCGAGUUCAUUACACCGGGGAUUUUGUUCCUGUACAUUGCCGGCUGGAUCGGGUGGGUUGGACGAAGCUACUUGAUUGCCAUCAGGGAUGAGAAGAAGCCGGCGAUGAAGGAGAUUAUUAUCGACGUUCCGUUGGCUUCUCGGUUGCUCUUCAGAGGUUUCAUUUGGCCGGUUGCUGCUUGGAGAGAGCUCGUUAAUGGUGACCUUGUUGUCAAGGACGUCUAAUCCAAUCGCCUCUUCAGAUAGUGAUGGAGAAUAUGAAAAGGAGGAGAUUAGAAAAUGAAUUUGAUUGAUUAGUGCUAAAUUUUCAGUAUUUAUUUUGUAAACUUAGUUGUAUGUGUGUAUGUAUGAAUAUAUGUAUGUAUGUAUGUAUGCAUGCAUGUAAUGCUGGUCUUCAAAAUCAGAAGCAUCCUCUUUACCAUCCAAUUUUUAUAUGUGAAAUAUGAACAUAAUCAAUCGGCAAUCCUAGAUCUAUUUUAGCAUUUAA